AUGUCGGCGCCGUGGACUCGCGUGCCUGGCGGUCCCGUUCCACCACCUGCUGCAGGCAGCCGAGGUUCAGACGACAAUGCUACACUUCACAAUCCCGUUCGCACCUAUGACGCUCCCCUCGCCGCUCAAGGCGUCAGCUCGUCGUCGUACUACGACAACGUCGCCGACUAUCCUUCCGAAAAGGAGUACGAAAACUACCCGGGCAACUACGGCGGCUCGGGUCAGUGGACCAACGACGCUGGCUCCGACGCCUCCAACACCUAUCCUCCAACUCAGGCUGGUGCCGCUACGCGACACAAGCAACACUUUUCGCACUCCACCGACAUGUCGAGGCGCUUCGAGGCUGGUGCCAACAAGGCGCAACCCGAGUCCGUGUCCAAGCGUCCCGGCUUCAAGCGCCAGGACAGCGACUCCUGGGAGCGUCUCCUCAAAGGCGCAGGCUACUCGCAGGACAACGCAAAUGCAAGCUUCGUCGGUCUCAACGGCAAGCACGGCGCAGGCCCUCAGCUUGGUCAUCCCUCCGUCCGCUUGCUCCUCUACAUCCUCAUCCCCACCGCCCUCUUCUGGAUCCCAGGCAUCCUUGCCCUCCUCGUCUACGAUGCUCGACCCGCCAACCAAUUCCGCGAGCCCAAGGUACUCGAUGUCGGCAUCUUCUGGUGGUCCAUCUGGCUCAGCUCCAUCUGGGUCGGCUGGUGGGCCUGCCGUGUCGGCGCCAUCAUGAUCCCCCGCGUCCUCCGAUGGACCGUCGGAAACCUGCACCAAAAGAUGCGACGAUACACCGAGUUCCUCAUCGUCACCGAAAAGUACGUCGCCUUCUUCCUCUGGACCAUUCUGCUCUUUGCACUCUGGCUCGCCAUCGUCAUCGGCAACUUCCAGGGCGCAGACAAGGCUGCCAUCGAGGCAGCUCCUCUGACACCCGGCAACUCGACCUCGACCAGCACAUCGUCCUCUUCGUCCUCUCGCACCACCUACAUCAACACCAACGAUCAGAGCUCGUGGCCAUCCACAAGCGACAUCAUGCUCUCCGGCUACCGACUCUGGUUCGGCGUCUGCCUUAGCGCCGCCAUCCUCCUCGCGGAAAAGCUCUUCAUCCAGGGCAUCGCCUACAACUUCCAUCGCGUCUCGUACGAGGACCGCAUCCAGACGUCCAAGUUCAACGUCAAGGUGCUCACCACCCUUUACGAGAAUUCCAAGAACCUCAACCGCAAAGACACGUACAUCGCUGCCGAGCAAGAAGCCAAGCGCAAGUCUACGGGGCUUCACCUCGCACGUGUCCGCUUGCGCAAGACGGGCGCCAAGGUGCGCGACGUGGCGCUUCAGAGCACCAGUGUGCUUGGCACCGUCGCCAGCGAGAUCGCCGGACAGGGUGUGCUGCAGGCCGGCAACCCCCGCUCGGUGGUCGCCUCGUCCCUCAACUCGCGCAAGCAGACCCAGGCGCUCGCCCGAAGGAUCUGGUACAGCUUCUGCCCGCCCGGCAAGUCCGAGUUGAUCGUAGACGACAUCAUCCACUGCUUCCCCGACGCCAUCACUGCCGAGGCUGCAUUCGAGAUCUUUGACCGCGACCUCAACGGCGAUAUCACCAAGGACGAGCUCGAGGCGGCGUGCAUCGACAUCCACCGCGAGCGACUGGCGCUCCAGCUGUCCAUGCGCGACGUCGACUCGGCUGUGGGACGCUUGGACUCGAUCUUCAUGAGCGUCUUCAUUCUGAUCUCGGCCAUCAUCAUCGCUGCCAUGCUUUCCGUCGCAUUCAGCACCCUCGUCACGUCGUUCGGCACGCUCAUUCUCGGUCUCUCGUGGCUCAUCGGAAGCACCGCGCAGGAGACUCUCGGUGCGAUCAUCUUCCUGUUCAUCAAGCACCCCUACGAUGUUGGCGACCGCGUCGACGUAGGCGAAGACUCGUACAUCGUCAAGGAGAUGCGACUGCUCACCACCGUAUUCAAGACGACCAACGGCAAGAACGUCAUGAUCAGCCACUCGCAGCUCGCCACCAAGCCCAUCGUCAACCUGCGACGCUCUGGCGCGAUCGAGGAGACGUUCAAGUUUGAGGUGGCGUACGGCACGACGUUUGCACAGAUCGAGAGUCUGCGCACCAAGAUGAUCCACUGGUUGGAGGGCGAGAAGCGUGACUUCCUGCCCGGUCUCGACAUCAACGUGGUCGACUUCCUUGAGCAGGGCAGCAUGCUUCUGUCGGCAGGCAUCCGAUACAAGUCGAACUGGCAGCAGGGCGGCCUCAAGGCGCAGCGCCGCAACCGAUGGCUGUGCCAGCUCAAGGUGUUCUUGGCCGAGUGCAAGAUCUACGGACCCAAGGGCGAUCCGAACGUGGUCACCACCAACCACGUCACCAUGGUGCCCUACCCGCCGCCCGACGCGUCGCUUACUGCCACCACCGCCGAGGCAGGCGUGCAGAACACGCUGGGCGCAGGCGAGCGCGCCUACCGCUUCAUGGACUCGGGAGCAGCCAUCGGCGGGCAGGACGUGUUCGACGACCUUGCCGGUGAUGCAGGCACUGCACCCGGCACCGCGCCGCCCUCGCGCCCCCUGUCGCCGGCCAACGCGCUCGAGCAGGGCCGACUGCGCAACCCCGGUCUGCCCACAUCGUCGUCGGGACCUGCGCCGCCGUACGCCGCCGCACGCCGCACUGCCGGCAUGGGCGAGUCGUACGAGCUGACUGACCAGCCGCGACGCAUCUGA
Molecule: messenger RNA, 2691 nt
Organism: Moesziomyces antarcticus
Lineage: Eukaryota; Fungi; Basidiomycota; Ustilaginomycetes; Ustilaginales; Ustilaginaceae
Product: serine threonine protein kinase
Exons: 1
Coding region: 1-2691 (896 amino acids)
Biological process (GO): intracellular calcium ion homeostasis; calcium ion transmembrane transport
Cellular component (GO): membrane
Molecular function (GO): calcium channel activity; calcium ion binding
Source: RefSeq, a predicted model, not a curated record